AUGGUGGUCGCUGAUGAUCAUAAUCUCUCCUCCAUGAUUCUCCCUAGAGUUCUCAUCGUGUCUCGUCGGACUCUCCGCAAGAACAAGUUCGUAGACUUCGUAGGAGAAUACCAUCUCGAUCUCAUCGUCUCCUAUGGUGCAGUCCCUGUCAUCGUGCCACGUGUCAACGGUGUUCAUUCAAUGCUCCAGAGCUUCGAACCCAUCCAUGGUGUCCUCCUCUGCGAAGGAGAAGACAUCGACCCUUCUCUUUACGCAGCAGACUCCGACCUCUCGCCGGAGGAAAUGGAAGAGAUCAAGAGGUUGCACGAAGGAGAUACGACCAUAGAUCGAGAGAAAGACAGCAUCGAGAUGACUCUAGCUCGACUCUGUCUCGAAAAAAACAUUCCUUUCUUAGGAAUUUGUCGUGGCUCCCAGAUUCUCAACGUAGCCGCAGGAGGAACUCUGUACCAGGACAUUGACAUGGAACUCGGUGCUAUUACGAAACAUAUAGAUUAUGACAAUUACGAUGAGCAUAGGCACGAGGCUAGAGUCGUGGAGGAGACACCGUUGCACAAAUGGUUCGAGGAGAUGGAUCAGAUCAUGGUGAAUUCGUAUCAUCAUCAAGGUGUGAAGAGAUUGGCGAAGCGUUUUGUCCCGAUGGCUUACGCUCUUGAUGGUUUGAUCGAAGGGUUUUAUGAUCCGAAUCGAUAUGAACCAGAGCAAGGUGAGUUCUUGAUGGGUCUUCAGUUUCAUCCUGAAAGGAUGAGGCUUUCGGGAUCUGAUGAGUUCGACUAUCCGGGAUGCGCUACUGCUUAUCAGGAGUUUGUGAAAGCCGCGAUCGCGUUUCAGAAGAAACAACUGAAGGGAACAAAGAUGGAGAUGAUGAAGAAGACGCUAGUCAAAAGCUUCUCCGGAGCUGAGCUUCUAAACACGCAGGCGAACACGGUGCUAAGCAAGCAACAAGAGAAUAGGCUGAAGCAGAUGGGAGCGACGGUGAGGAACUCGUGUGUGUAUAUGAAAAGGAUGAAGAGGAAAGAAGAGCAAGAGAGAGCAAUGGACAAAUUGUCCGGGGAACGUCUCUCUGAUCUGCUUUCCUUCCACCGUAUGAUGGCUCGUCUCUGCUCUGAUGCCAUCGAGAGGAAGCUACUAGAAUCCGCAGAUAGUACCAUCGAGUCCUCCUCUUUCCUCAACUAUUAG
Arabis nemorensis is the source of this 1176-nucleotide messenger RNA. The record is from the annotation of a GenBank genome assembly. NCBI's taxonomy places the organism in Eukaryota, Viridiplantae, Streptophyta, Magnoliopsida, Brassicales, Brassicaceae.